AUGGCUAGUUUCGGUGAUCAUGAUGAGAUUAUUAAGUCUAUAUCUGAUGCCCCGCCAACGCAUUACAUGGUCAAGAUAGAGUCUUUCUCACUCCUUGCAAAGCAUGCUAUAGAGAGAUAUGAAACUGAGAGCUUUGAAGCUGGAGGCUACAAAUGGAAACUGGUCCUGUAUCCAAAUGGAAACAAGAGCAAGAAUACAAAAGAUCAUGUUUCUGUUUACUUGUCUCUGGCAGACUCUACUUCAUUAGUUCCUGGAUGGGAGAUUUCCGCUGUUUUCCGUCUGUAUCUGCUUGAUCAAAACAAAGAUUGUUAUCUGAUUCUACAAGGAAAAGAGAGACGGUUCCAUGCGGUCAAGCGUGAAUGGGGAUUCGAUAAAUUCAUCCCUACCGGUACCUUCUCCGAUGCAUCAAACGGUUACCUUAUUGAAGACACGAGUAUGUUUGGAGCUGAUGUUUUUGUCUCUAAGGAGAGAAGAAGCGGGAGAGGAGAAUGUUUGUCAAUGAUCAAAGACGCUACGAGCUCUAAACACGUCUGGAAGAUUGAGAAUUUCUCCAAGUUAGAUAAAGAAAGCUACGACUCAAAUGCUUUCUUCGCUGGAGACAGAAAAUGGAAGAUACGGUUUUAUCCAUCGGGAACCAAGCAAGGAACAGGAACCCAACUUUCUGUCUUUCUCAUCCUCGCAGAUCCUGAAACUGUUUCAGACGGUACAAAGAUAUUUGUAGAGUUUACGAUACGGAUAUUUGAUCAGCUUCAAGGCAGGCACAUUGCAGGGAAAGUUACUAAAUGGUUCAGUCAAUCGAGCUUGGAGAACGGAUGGGUUAAAUACGUAUCGCUGGUUUAUUUCACGCAGCCAAACAGUGGCUUGUUGCUCAAAGAUGUCUGUCUCGUUGAAGCUGAUGUCUCCGUUCUUGGAAUCACUAGUGCACUCUGA
Molecule: messenger RNA, 930 nt
Organism: Microthlaspi erraticum
Lineage: Eukaryota; Viridiplantae; Streptophyta; Magnoliopsida; Brassicales; Brassicaceae
Source: the annotation of a GenBank genome assembly